Messenger RNA from Rhodofomes roseus, 4440 nucleotides. RefSeq lists its product as uncharacterized. Gene Ontology annotation, molecular function: poly(A) RNA polymerase activity; mRNA binding. The transcript has 16 exons. Gene Ontology annotation, cellular component: TRAMP complex; nucleolus. Gene Ontology annotation, biological process: RNA 3'-end processing. The coding region runs from base 1 to 4440 and encodes 1479 amino acids. The record is from RefSeq and is a predicted model, not a curated record. NCBI's taxonomy places the organism in Eukaryota, Fungi, Basidiomycota, Agaricomycetes, Polyporales, Fomitopsidaceae.
AUGUCUAAGCCACCGUCACGCAGCACAUCAACCGCAAAAGAUUCGGGAUCAAAUGCGGAACGACGGCCAGAAGAUCGCCGUGCUCGUCGACGCAAGGCGAAGGAACAGCGCGAGGCGGAGACACAGGCAGAAGCAGGACCAUCCAAUUCGCACACUGUAACAGAACCAGGCGCCGCAGAGAAGAAGGGCCGCAACACCUUCGAGGAGGCAGACUUCAUAGCGCUCAAUUUCGACGAUGAGGCAGAGGAAAGAGAAGAGGCGCGACCUGCCACUCGGGAGUGGGAUAAGGGCAAGAGCAGGGCUUCGGAGCGUGACCAUGCGGGGAGGAAAAGGAAGUCGGGCGAGUUCGAACUGGACGAUGAAUACGCGAGUAAGAAGCAACGAGUUGCGGCUGCCUCUCGUAAGGCACCAUGGACAGCGGACGUCGAUUGGGAAAGCUGCGUGAACGUCGCCGAAAUGUUGCAUCGCGACGUAGAGGCUUUCGUCCGUUACAUCUCACCGACGCUCGAAGAGGACGAAGUGCGGUCCCUCAUCGUCGCGCAGAUAUCACGGGCUAUCAGAGAGAAGUUUCCCGACGCGCAAGUGCUCCCCUUCGGUAGCUACGAGACCAAACUGUACCUUCCAACUGGCGACAAGGAGAACGUUCUACAUUCGCUUGCGAAUACCAUGAGACGAGCGGGGAUCACGGACAGAGUCAAGAUCAUCGCGAAGGCGAAGGUACCGAUUGUGAAGUUCGUGACCACGCAUGGCCACUUCUCGGUCGACAUCAGCGUCAACCAAAUCAAUGGUGUCGCUGCCGGAAAGAUGAUCAGGCACUUUUUGCAAGAGCUACCUGCUCUCCGCAGUCUUGUGCUGGUCAUCAAGUCGUUCCUUGCCCAGCGCAGCAUGAACGAGGUCUACACUGGCGGUCUCGGUAGCUACAGCAUCGUCUGUUUAGCUAUCAGCUUCCUACAGAUGCACCCGAAGAUCCGCAGAGGAGAGAUAGACCCUUCUAAGAACCUGGGUAUCCUCGUCAUGGAGUUCUUCGAGCUCUACGGAUGUUACUUCAACUACAAGGAAGUUGGGAUCUCACUGCGCGAUGGAGGCACAUACUAUAACAAACGAAGGAGGGGUUGGCUCGACUACGGGCAAGCGAAACUCCUCUCUAUUGAGGACCCUGGUGACCCUACGAACGACAUCUCGCGUGGCUCGUAUAACAUUGCGAAGGUUAGGGCAACUUUGUCAGGUGCGCAUGGUAUCAUGACCACUGCUGCAUAUCUGCAAGCGAACUGGAUCAGUGCCAAGCGCAACCGUCGGCGUGUCCCCCUCAGUGACGAGAUCAAUGGGGAGGAACUAAGCAUUCUCGCGAAGGUUAUGGGUGUUACUCAGGAGACCAUCAAUCAUCGACGACUGGUGCAAGACGUCUUCGAUCGGAGAGUGUUACACCGCAUGCUCGGCAUCACGCCUCGAGCAGACGUUGUACCAGAGGUACCGCAGGCUGCCUCGAAUGGCAAGUCGAAUGCCAAACACAAAGCGAGCGUGCAAACGGCUUGGGAAGAAGCUGACAUUGCGCCUGCAUCUGAUAAAUCUGCGGCAGAAGACGAGGAGGAAGAGAGCAGGUACAGGAUCGAUGAUCGCCGGGAGCCACCGCGGAAGCGCCGCCGGCUUGGACGCGAAUCGGCCAUCCAUACUGUGUUCACGACUGACGACGAGGAUGCAGAGGACGUCCAGGAGUAUAGUAUGCAUGUGGUGGAAGACGAGGACAGUGUGUCAGUUGCCAAAGGCACCAGAGGUAAGGCACCCCGAGGUGAUGCGAGUAGCAAACGGGAUUACUGGCUGUCGAAAGGCCUAGGAUACUCAGGCGACGCUACUGAACCAUGUAGUACUGCAGUCGCGGGUCGUCAGCGGUCACCGUCCUUCUCGCUCGUUCAUGGUCGAUCACUACAGCAGCGCAAUGCGGGACCCAGCUCGAAUGCAACACGCCCGCCAGGUAGCUUACGAGACAAGAUCGCCUCCUUCGAGAAGCAAGGUGCUGUCCCCGUCCCGAGAGGUAGUUUUGGGCUGGGUGCACUCCCGAUGGACGAUGGGUCGUCCCGACGUCGAGGCGAGAUGAUUGGGAACCUUGCACCAAUUCCAACCUAUCCCUCGCGAGCUACUAGUCCAAGCUCUCCGGGCAGAAGUCGUGCCGCCUCAGCCACUUUCCAGAGCAGCGCUUCCUCUCGCUCUGUCUCACCCACCACCACUACUGCCGAUGGCGAAGCGGAGGGCUUCGGCACUCUUGAAGCUGCCCUUGAAGAGCUGGCCUCGCCUCGUUCGCCGCGCCACGUCUCCGACAUGGUCGCGAAGUUUCAAGUGCCUGCCCUUGCCGAAGACGUUGAACCCUCUGAGCCCCCAGUCGUCGUGUCGCAGGAGCCCGGGGACGCCUCUCUCAAAUCUCAUACCUCCUCACCGGUCACACCGGCGGCGCCUGCGACUGGGGAAGCCAUGUCUGACCAUGACACACCAUUACCUCUUGGGGAGCCGUCGUCGUCUGCUACACUACAGCCAGCCGUAGACAAGCCGCCGCCAUCCGCAGCGGUCGAGGUUGAUGAGCAUCCCGUUGGUAAUCCUGCAGACGUUCCAGAGGCAGAGCCAAGUGACCCCCCGGCUGCAUCGGACGUCUCAUCCGCAGCGGAGGCGCAUCCCGCGUCUAGCGUGCAGGAUCAGAUCGUCACUGUGGCCACAUCGUCACUGGCAGUCGCUGCGAGUGAUGAGCCGAGCGUGUCUGCGCCCGCUUUGCGGCGCAAUGACGUCGAAGAGGGAGCUAAUAAAGAGGUGACUACUGACGAAGCGGUAUUGCCCACGGCUUCCUCGACAGCCAACAGUGUCGCCUUCCCCAGCGCCGAAACCGUACCGUCGAUGGUCGUGACCCCAGUACAGACCAACGCAGUGGACGUCGAAGAGUUCGCGAAUCAGUCGCUGGCGCUGGAUAGCCAAGAUGCAGUCAUUGUCACUGGGCCAACACGAGUCGUAACGCCUGUCAUGACACGGGCCGUGCUCGUCCCAGUCUCGCCCAUCUCUCCCUCGCAAGUAGAUGAAUCGCCUGACGAUCCCGCUCGCAAGUUCGUCGAACCUUCGCUGACGCCAAAGACCACUACCGGUUCGUUCCGUGCCGUCGUGCACCACAAGGUGACAGAAGGUGCAAAUGGCAAUGCCGCGUCGCAGGCGCAACGGGUCUCUGACUUGCGGGUCGCCCUCGACUCGCCGCAGUCUCCGGGAUUCACUGACCUUGCCGAUCUGUUGGCGGACGCAGCGCUGCUGGAGCGGCAGCUGUCUGGGCUUGGCUCACCAAGGAAGCUGCCCGCGGGACAUGCUACGCCCUCCACUCCUCCUUCUGCCAGUGCUCUGCGCAAUGUGUCCGCACCCAGGGUCGAGGUCACGAUCCCAGAACAACCGUCCCUUGCCGACGACAUUUCUACCUCUGGCGAUGGCCAUGGUAGCUCCGAGUACAACUCAGCGCAAGAGUUCCCUUCCAUGUCAGGGCCUCGCCCACCGAGCCCUAUCACUCCGCCCAAGGAUCGGCGGCGGCCUAUCACGCCUGCGAAGGAGCGUCCGCGCAGCAGACUGCUAUCCGACACACCACCACCUGUCCCCCCAAAGAGUCCACGCCCUCGAUACUUCUCGACUAUCCUCUCCCGCCGACCGAGUGCCAAAGACGGCCUCAUGCCCAUGCCGGGUGCGUACCCCCGCAACAGCGUGUGCUCGGAGGUGUCGGAGGACGACUCUGUCCUCGCCACACCCCCAUCCCCGCGCUUCGAUCCUGUAGGAUCGGACACUAGCUCGGUGAUGAGCUCGAGUCGCUCGUGGAAGAUGCCGAGUAAAGGCCUCUCACGCGCGACGUCGUUUGCAGACCGUCUAUGGAACAAGCGGAGUAACCGCAACACCGUCGUCAUCGCGUCCCCUGGUAAGCAGCAUCUCCAUAUCCGCAAGAGCCAAGACUCGGGCCCUUCAUUGCUGAACGCGGGAUAUCCAGAUGACGACGCCCACCUCUCCGCUAAGACCGCCGUGCGCCCGCGCAGGUCUGAGCCGAUGCCUACCCUUCCCCAGCUCAACCUGGCCGCCGAUAGUCGUACGGUACGGCAGCCUAGCGCUGGUGCAGACGAACGACCUAUGUCGUGGGUGUCUGUCUCGAGUAGCUUGGCCUCAGGUGGCUUGGAUAGUGCUCUGUUCGAUGCCUUCCCUUCUGUACCUGAUACGGUUCCUCCCGUGCCUGCUUUCUCGGAGGAUCUGGAUCUCUCACCUCAAUCUUCCUCUUCGGUGACACGAGCAGUUCACUUUGCCCUGGAGGACGUAGCACGCCUCAGGGCUGCCGCGCCUGCUGCUGCCGCGGGAGGCUGCGGCUCCGAUGAUGAGCGGACAGUGGUCGUAGGACCAACCGACCCAGAUGACCCACGGCUCUUACGAGCUCCUAUGGGCCUCUGA